AUGGGUCGAGUACAGUGCCCAGGCCUCCGCGCGAAUGGACUCGUUCUUCGACGUGGCGAUUCCUCGCGCGUACACCAUGCACAACUACAGUACAUCGACGUGGACAGCGACGAAAUCAACCUGGUCAUCUCGGACUCGAUCGUCAAGGUCAUCAUCGGCGAGAUGGUGCUCCGCCCCGAGGACGAGCUUGCGGCCUUGGAGGCGGACGGCGACGACGGGGAAGAGCUCACGGGCAUCGACGCUCGCAACCGGAAGAUCGCCAAGCUGCGGCGCAGUGCGCUGAUCCCGGCUGUGAUGCGCUUCAAGCUCGUCAUCAAGCACGUGUCGGUCGGCUUGCCGUUCCGGCAGGUCGCCAGGGUAAUCGAGGACACAAAGAACACGGGCUUGAUCGCCAAGCUGGGAGGCAUGAACGACACACUGGUCGGCCGGUACGCCCAUGUGAUUGUCGGUCACUCGCUGCGGGCGCUUGCCACAAUCAUCGCCUCCGACGACGAGACCGUGAUUGUCAAGCUUCUCGACGCUCUGUUCACGGGGUGGAUUCGGAAGCUGAUCGGCGUCACGAUGGAUGGGGAGAAGACGAACAUGGGGCACCGAAACGGCGUCCAGGUGCGCAUGGCGAGGUACGCCCAGUUCAAACUUCGCCGGCAGUCGAAUUUGAUCACGGAAAUGGGCGUGACAAGCCCCAAUAAGACAAACCGGUGGAUCGCGCUCGGAGCUGUGCUCAAGUUCGACAUUGCUCACGAACCGAGAAUCACAACCUUUUUCGCCGAGCGCGCCGCCGAGGGCAACAUGGCUCAGCCGCCUGUGCUGAAGUCGACCUGGUGGGUCCUCGUGCAUGCUCUUUCCCCAACCAUUGAGUUGAUCACUGAGACUUUCGUCAAUCACCAGCAGCGCAAUUUGGUACUCUGCCAGCAACGGAAGCUGUUUCUCGUUCUCGCCGACGAAAUUGCCGACUUGUUCGAGGUGUGCCGCAUCGCCGACUUCGAGGUCGACUGCGAGGGCGACUUCGACGACCUGCCUGUCAAUACCUACGUGCAGCGAAACCAGUCAAUCGUGCUCAUCGCCUCGCUUUGCGACUACGUCGAAGACCUCGGGUCGCGCGCUCGAGUGCACAGGGAGAAGCUUGACAACAUCGAGCAAUCACAAGUCUUGAGGACGAUCGGACUGUUCGCCAUCGGCAUCACGGACGGCAUCCACCAAGUGGAAGCUGAGCGCGCCCCAAUGAACAACCCGUCCAUAGAGCUCGCGCCACCCAUCAUGCCGCACGACCUCGUCAAGAUGAGACCCGCGACAUUUGUCUCGGAGGUGCUAGAGCCGCGGAAGCCACAGCUCGAGGCGACGUCCUGA
Messenger RNA from Aphanomyces invadans, 1347 nucleotides. RefSeq lists its product as hypothetical. The transcript is spliced from 4 exons. Bases 1 to 1347 code for a protein of 448 amino acids. Lineage: Eukaryota; Oomycota; Saprolegniomycetes; Saprolegniales; Verrucalvaceae. The record is from RefSeq and is a predicted model, not a curated record.